This is a messenger RNA of Onthophagus taurus, 2241 nucleotides long. Its product is annotated as trichohyalin-like. Gene Ontology annotation, molecular function: nucleic acid binding; zinc ion binding. The record is from RefSeq and is a predicted model, not a curated record. NCBI's taxonomy places the organism in Eukaryota, Metazoa, Arthropoda, Insecta, Coleoptera, Scarabaeidae.
AUGGACAAUAAGAAAUUAGCCUCGGAAAAGGACCGGGAGGAGGGUAAGGUCGACCCCCCGGCGACGGACAGACCUGAAAGACGACCGAAGCAACAUAACGUGAGUUACGAAGUAAUCGAGAGAGAGAUGGAGGAAAGAGUAAUGGGCAGAAGUAUGAAGACGGCACGUACACCCCCAAGAGUAGAGAGUCAAUCGAAGAGUAGUACAGAUACUUCGAAUGGGGAAGAUGAGUCAGAAGAAGAGCUAGACAAAACAAUAAUAGAGAAGAGUGAGGAGAGUAAGGCAGGAGAAAAAAAAGAGCAUGUUCGGCUGUGCACGGAAGUAAUAGACUUAGAGAGAGACACACCACAAAGAAUAAGGUCCUGGUCUAUUGACAGUGGUACUAUGAAAAGAAGAAGAGUAGAUUCAGAGGAAGAGGAACUGGAAAGAGAAGAAUCAUACAACGAACAGGCAAAGACUGUUAAGAAAGGAAUAGAAAAUAUUAUGAAAAUGAUCAAGAUAUUGAAACAGAACGAAGAGCAGAAUACAAAGAGGGAGAUCAAGAAAGCUGUACAGAUGCUAGAAAGACAAGCGGACAUAUUUAACAGAAAGGACACAAAACAAUGGAUACAAGAAAUGGGAGAAGGGAGGGUGAAAUGCAAGAGAAAGGAAGUGAAAGAAAUGAGCACACAGACAGAAACAGAGGAAGAGAUAAGAGAAAGGUCACAGGAAAUGAUAGAAGAACAAGAGAUAAAUAGAGCCGUUACAUACGAAGAGUGGAAAAGGCUAGUAAAUAAGAAAUGGAAGAGAAGAUACUACAACAGAACGGCAGUAAAAGAAGGAAAUCCAUUGUGGCAGCAACAAGUUACGACUAGAGUAGUGGUCGUGGAGCCUGAAGACGAAAAUAUGACUCGAAGCAUACAAAGCCAAUUUAAAAUGGCAUAUCCGGGUUUGGAAGAACUAAAUGAAAAAUACGAAGAAAUAGAGCGGACAACAAAGACGAAGAUAAGAGGAAAAGAAAUAGAAAGAAAUGAAAAAGUCAUAAAGCUAACGGUAGAGAAAACAGACCUAUCAGUAUGGAAAGCGAUGAGCGAAUUAAAGGAAAGGAAUAAAAAGGAGAAGAAGAUCGCGAUACAUCACAUCAGACAGAUGACCCUGAGCAAAUUCAGAAAGAUGUUGGAGAUAGUGUUUAAAGGAACAGAUAUAGAAAUGGAAUUGUAUACAACGCGAGCAAAAAUAGAAGAAAAAAAUGAGGAAAAGACACAAAAUGAAAGAAAGACAUACGCAAUAAUAGUAGAAAGACCGGGGAAAACUUAUGAAGAGACGGUGAGAGGAAUUAAGCAACAGCUCGAGGGUAAAAAGGGAAUAGAUAAAAUAGAGGAGAUAAGAAGUACACGGGAUGGAAAAGUUCUAAUCACAACGCAAAAAGACAAGGAAGCAGUAAUGGAUAUACAGAAAGCGCUGGGGGACGAGAAGGGACAAAAGGUAACGGAAAGAGGAGUCGGGGAGGGAAAAACGACUAAGACGAUCCACAUAAAAGGAUUAAUGUUAACAACGGAGAAGGAGGAGAUAGAAGAAGCGAUCAUUAGAGAGACAAGUACCGAAAGUAGUGAAAUAAAAAUGAGCUCUCUGAGACCAUACGCGGAGAGUAUGAUGGCAGUAACGGUAGAGAUGACUGAGAGAGGGGCAAGGAAAUUGAUUAGAACAGGAAGAAUAAGAAUAGGACUAUCAAUGUGUUCCAUAGAAGAAAGAACAAGAAUUAAAAGAUGUUUAAAAUGUUGGUCGCCGAAACAUUUAAUUAGGGACUGUGUAGGACCCGACAGAAGAAACUGCUGCUACAACUGUGGAACAGAAGGGCACCAGACAAAGGAGUGCAAAAACCCAACAAGAUGCCCGGACUGUGAAAAAGAAGGGCACAGAGCGGCUAGCAUGAGGUGCGAGAUGUAUAGAGCACAAAUAAAGGAAGAUAAGCAGGAAAGGAGUAAUAGGAAAGAAAGUUCGAAAAUCGGAGGAGAAGAGAUGGAAAACACCAGAGAAAGAGAGAAGGGAGAACAAAGUGCAACAACGAAUGAGGAAGAUAUGGAAGUGGAAAUAGGACAAAAAGCUGAGGUACAGUGGAUUACACAAGAGAGGAGUAAGAGAGAGAGGAGUGGAGAGGGAAAGAAAAAGAGGAAUAAACAGAAUAGAGAGAACAGGGGUGAAGCAGAAGUGAGGGGAGUAGUGGCUGAGGAUAAACCAAAUAUCAAAAAAUGGCUCAAAUAA